GACGUGUCAAACCUCAGCCUGAGUGAUUCUUUAUUGACCACGAGCUGGGCGGGAAAUAAUCUACUGGUGUCGUAGGCGACGAUGGCCCUUAGUCGAAGGCUGUGAGCAAUGGAACAGCGGCCAGCAGUGCCGACUUACGUCCUACGAGGCCACGACGCCCCCAUUCAUGCACUUCACUAUUUUUGCAGGAAUGCUUAUCUAGCUUCCGGUGAUAGUCAAGGUUGGUUGGUGAUAUGGAGUCUGGCGACUAAACGUCCCAUGGCCGUCUGGAAAGGCCACGAAGGAGCAGUCAUGGCCAUCCGGCACUGGACUAAUGACAGACUUGUCAGCCAUGGAAGGGAUCACAAACUUUGCGUCUGGCAAGUUCGAAGCCAAGACAUUGCGGUUCUGGAUACGAAAUUACCCGGCGAUGGAGCGCAUCCUGACCAAGCGCAGCCGUGGCUGUUGCAUUCUAUGCCAGUCAAUGCCCUGAACUUCUGCGCAUUCUCCAUGUGCGACGAGACUCCCCAGGAGCAUUCCGAUGCCGAAGCCGCCCCUCAACUGAUCGCCUCCCCCAACGGCCUUGAUUCAGGAGGUAUCGACAUGUUUCAACUUCCUUCCAAGCGUCGAGUGUCACAAAUCCCUUCUGACAAGAUCUCCCCAACCGGCAUGGUUAUGGCAGUCUUUCUGUUCCACGACCCAAGUUCUAGACUCCUCUUGGUAUCUGGCUACGAGGAUGGACAAGUGAUAGUCCAUUCACAGCAAGAGGAAACGAACGCUAAGAGCAAAUGGAAGAAGCUCAUGUCGAGCAAACCACAUUCGCAGCCUAUUCUCUCACUUGAUGUUUCACCUUCCAGGGGACAUUUCAUUACCUCGGGUGCCGACGCUACAAUAGCGAAAUUUGCACUGCACCUAACCGACGUCCCCGACGAGACACGACUUGAAAAGGCUGUCAACACUAAACACGCCGGCCAGCAAAGCCUGAGCAUACGCUCGGACGGCAAGAUCUUUGCCACGGCUGGAUGGGACGGUCUUGUCCGGGUCUAUUCCGUAAAGACAAUGAAAGAGCUGGCUGUUCUACAGUGGCAUAAACAAGGCUGUUAUGCCACAGACUUUGCCGCAAUCGAGCCUGACAAUGGUGAUGUGCAUGCUGGUACUGUUACCGAGUCAGAGCCAGACAUAUCAGGCAGCCAGUCUGCCGAGGUCGUACCAAGGCCUACAGCACUUGAAUUGAUCAAGCGUCAACGAGAAGAAAAGGCCCUUCGCACACACUGGUUGGCAGCUGGUGGCAAAGACGGCAAAAUUUCGUUAUGGGAUAUUUACUGAUGCCCAUGCAUAACGUGCUUCGUCCUGCUUUGAAGCCUUUUUGGUCGAUAUAGUGGACCAGCUGCUGACUCCUCCGAUCGAUAUCUCGGAAAAACUGUUAUAAACAGAACCAUAGGUCGCAUAAGGCAUUCUUGCACUGGAUAACAUCAUACCCGCCCUGAUGUACCAAUCAUUUCGUCUCGCCCUCCCUUGGUUCCAGAAUAACAUUGUCAAUCAGCCUCACCACUCUCUGGCCCACCUCCUCCUCACUUCUCGGCUCAUCAACAGGCUGCACGUACACGGCAGCACUCAAGAUUGCUCCUCGUCUGGGGUCAACCUUAGCAAAAUCCGGAAUCAUCCCCAUACUGUCCGGCUCGCUCAAGGCGAUAUAAUCAAUCUCCAGCUGACAACUUCCUCCCAGCUGGCCAUCUUUCCUCUUGACUAGCGAUCCUUGGUUGAAAACAUCAUACGCUGCGUUUCUGAUCAUUUUACCCCUGAGUUCGCCAGAGUUGUACAAAUCUCUGGCAGCAAAUAGUGCCCUGGACAAUACAACGGCAUCCUGCCUCCGUCGCUCACCGAGAUAUACAUUCCGACUGCUCAUAGCCAAGCCAUCGGGCUCUCUACUCGUGGGGAUGACACGUACUUCAGUCGGGAUGUGGAAGUCCUUGACCAUACGUUUGAUCAGGACGCAUUGCUGGAUAUCUUUCUGUCCAAAGUACACACGGUCGGCUUGCAUGAUGUUGAACAGUUUUGUGCAGACUGUGGCCACGCCGCGAAAGAAGAUGGGCCGAGAUGAACCCUCGAGUUGGUUUCCAAGGGGCGUGAUUGUCACGAAGGACCCAGAACCUGCAAUAUCCGAGCUAGGCGGUAGAGUAGGAUACAUGACUUUGACGGUGGGCGCGAAGACGCCACGGAUCUUGGAGCCCGAGUUUGGCCCCGAUGAGGCAGCAUGCUCGUCUUGUACUUGUUUCAGCUUUCGCAGAUCGUCCUCCCAAGUCUUGGGGUAAGAAUCCAGGUCUUCAUGUGCAGCAAACUGUGUGGGGUUGACGAAGAUGGAGACAAAUACGUCUGUGUUUUCUUGUAGAG
Exophiala xenobiotica is the source of this 2370-nucleotide messenger RNA. RefSeq lists its product as uncharacterized. Bases 109 to 1305 code for a protein of 398 amino acids. NCBI's taxonomy places the organism in Eukaryota, Fungi, Ascomycota, Eurotiomycetes, Chaetothyriales, Herpotrichiellaceae. The transcript has 2 exons. The record is from RefSeq and is a predicted model, not a curated record. Gene Ontology annotation, molecular function: protein binding.